This is a messenger RNA of Leptopilina heterotoma, 3652 nucleotides long. Its product is annotated as proton channel OtopLc-like. NCBI's taxonomy places the organism in Eukaryota, Metazoa, Arthropoda, Insecta, Hymenoptera, Figitidae. The transcript has 10 exons. Gene Ontology annotation, cellular component: membrane. Gene Ontology annotation, biological process: proton transmembrane transport. The record is from RefSeq and is a predicted model, not a curated record. Bases 1004 to 3220 code for a protein of 738 amino acids. Gene Ontology annotation, molecular function: proton channel activity.
CGAUGCUGGAGCGCCCUUCGGGGGUGCAAAAAUUCUGUCUCGUCGUACGAUUGAUCGCAAACCUUGCGCUUUGAGAGCCGACGAACUCAUUCAACAAGUUUAACCCGGUUGUUACGAUCCACGAUUAUUUUUUUUAUUACAUUUCAAUCACAUUUCAAAAAAAAAAAAAUAAAAUAAAAAACAAAAUUCAAAACACGCCGCGCCGGCAAAAUUUAACAUGCCUUAUUUUAAAUUCGCGGUAAAUAAAAUAAAAACCCGGUUAAAGAAAUUUUAACUUUCCUCUUAUAUAAUAAAUACACGUGAAAUAUAUCUUAUUAUAAAAAAAAAAUUCUAAAUUUAAUUUUACUUUCCCUCUAAAAUUGACGAGUUUGUGUUGUAAAGAAGGUGUUGUUCUCUUUUUUUUACACUUUAUUUUCAUGUGUCAUUUUAUGGCACUGUGUCUGUGAGGCCAAGUGUGUUUACUAUUUCUGCCCCGUAGUCGUUAGUAGCGUAGGGCGGAACGACCCGACGUCGCAACAUCUUUGGGCGCACGAGACGAUGACAUUGACGCUCAACAGGAAACCAAAUAUCUGAAGUUUCUAGACAUUGCGAGAAGGGGAGAUUGUUCGAUGGGGGAACAUUUGGUGGCGAAUACGACUCAUAAAAUCUACGCCGACAAGGAAAAAGGGUCCCAAGAAUCGAAAUGGUAUAUUUUGAGCGAUGCUGAACGACAACAUGGAUUGUGUCCUUCUAUAUCUAUAUUAUAAUAAUAAUAAUUCGAGAACUCAAAUGCGAUGGUAAAGUAGCAUCAUCAUAUCAGCAUAUUGGAAACGGAAUCCCUUGUACAGGACAAAUGUUCCUGGGAAGGGCAAUUCCCUAAAGCACCCUGAUGCAAGUCCAUCCAACGUGUAUGCAGCAGGGACACCCUCUUUAGAAAAUUCCCCAUUCGCGGAGGAAAGGAGUUCGUGAAAGACAAAGGGUCGAAGCGUCGGGUCGAGUCGAGAAAGAGAGUGAGAUAAGAAAGAUGGGUGAGAGUUCGCCGGAUCUCAGCCUCAGGCUACGUAGAGGCAGCUCCGACUCCAGGGAUUCCUUCUACAUGGAUUUUGCACAGGGCAUUGACUCGGACAUCGAAGAAGUGGUACGACCGGACAAUGGGAAUUCGAUUCUGGGGAAUCAUAUAGAGGACAACAGAAUCGAUCUACCGCUAAUGGAGGACAUAUCGACUAUACCGGAAGAAGCAUCAGAGGAACUUCGCGAGGAAGAGGAAACAGCUGCUCUCGAAGCUGCUCUCGCAACGCCAGACCCUCCCGUAAUUAGUGCAGAUAAAGAAAAACCGAUACCUCUUUGGCCGGGAAUACCGGCUACACUGCCAUCUCCAGCAUCUCCAUCUGCAGUUAUUGUCUCGCCAGAAACCUUAUCUACUCACAGCAGCAGUUCACCUUCGAGAACUAAUCGCCUACCCCAAUACCCUUUGGCUUUACCAUGUUCAACUCAACCGAUAUCUACCGUUUGCUACCCACUGGCACCCACAUAUAUCGACGUCACAGAUGAUCGGAAUUACAAAAAUCUGGGAUGCUACGCAUUAGCAACGACCCUUAGUGCUCUCUAUGGAAAACUACUGGUUGUAAUGGGCAUUGCCUUUCCCAUGUCGGAAGUAAUUUCCACCUACAUUCCUCCAUCGUUCUACGAAUCUUUCUACCUCUACCUCUACAUCGGAAGUAUGCUCUUCCUUUUUUACAUGUGCAUUAUGAUGCACAAAGAUGGAAGACCCAAGCAAAAGAAGCAAAAAGAUAUUUCGGAUUUGGACUCGUCACGAUCGUCGAGUGGUGGUGGGGUGGACAGUGACACGGUCGACACAUCAUGCCCUCAUAUUGCCUCUCGACCUGCACAGCAUUAUGGUAGUUUUUAUCUCCGAAUGGGAGCCGUGGCUUUUGGAAUAGGUUCAAUGAUCUAUUCGGGUCUUGAAUUCGGACAAUAUUUCGAACUCGAACGCAACACAAAAUGCCACAAUAUUAUGCUCGCCGUCACCCCGGCCAGUCGAAUGGCUUUUAUUUUCAUCCAAAUGUACUUUAUCUUUUUAAACAACAAACAAAUGAAAGUCUAUCGACAUAGAGUGAUAGCACGUUUUGGACUGAUGCACAUGAUCGGAACGAAUCUCUCCGUAUGGCUCAAUGUUUUAGUGCAAGAAACGAAACACGAGAUUCUAACUUUUUACAAUCCUGAAAAUAAUUCACUAAGAAUUUCUCAUCGAAUAGGAGCGAAAGGAAGUUUUCACAUGGGUCACAAUCACGGGCAUUACGUGGAUCGUUUGAGAGUCACAAGAGGAUUGAAAGGACCUCACAAUAUAUUCGAAUGCAGAAGGGACAAUAUUAUGGGUCUAUUGGUACAAGACGCGAGUCCUUUCCUUUUUCCUUGCACAAUCGAAUACAGUUUGAUUUGCGCAGCAAUUUUGUACGUCAUGUGGAAAAACAUAGCAAAAGCAUCAAAUCCAUCGAGUCCCACGACUCUAUCAACACAACACACCCAUGCAUACAGAAAAUCGCCCUAUCACUACAGCGUCGAUUGUGCUCAAGCUCACAAAGGACUAUUCUUUGGGAUCCUAAUUCUCGUGAUGACGAUAAUCUCCCUAAUUCUCUUCUUCGUUCUGAUCUCACGUCCCGAACAUGUCAACUUUGCAGUCAUGGAAGUGAAUAUCUGCGAAUUAACACUCUACGGACUUUCAACAUUGGCCACACUCAUUGGAAUGUGUCAAAUUCGCAAAUUACGUUACGACGGUGGUCGAAAUCUCGAAUUGGACAAUAUUCUCCUUGUCGGUGCACAAACGGGAAUGUUUAUCUAUUCAACAUUCACAAUAAUUGGCAGUCACUUCACUCCCGACAAGGAUACAAUUCUCAUUCUUGUCACGGCAUUGGCGAGUGUUCUUCAAACGACAUGUCAAACAAUAUUUAUUCUCGAUGCAUCGAGAAGAUCAGUUGCCACUGCUGAGAAUAUAAGACGUAAGCCGGCAAGGCAAAUUGUCACAUUUUUAUUGGUGACCAAUUUGGCAAUGUGGGCAGUGAAUACAUUGGAAAAAUCACGCGCCGAAUCACAUCCCGUGCAACUUCAUUUUUAUGGUCUCUGGGCAUGGACAAUAAUCACACACGUGUCAAUGCCAUUGGCGAUAUUCUAUCGAUUUCACAGUACAGUUUGUCUCUGUGAAAUUUGGAAAAGAGCUUAUAAAGUGAAACCAACUUAUAUGUGACGCAAGGGGUCAACUCAAUGUAAUCGAAGACGUUUACGUAAUCAAUUACGUAGAAUUAGUACUCCAAUUAUUCUUCAAGAUCGCGAAUAUCGACACAUUCAUCCUAAACCAACGUCUUUCACGAGGAUCCUCUAAAGUAAUUGAACUGUAUUUUUUCCUAAAAUCAAUGUUUUUCUGAGGAUAUCAAAUUUCGCAAUACUUUUGCUACGUUUUUUAGUCUCAAUUUGAUAUCCUUAGAAAAACUGUGAAAUCACUUGUUCUUUAAUGCAUUUCUUUGGGGACGCAUGAAAGAGUCAAAAAUUUUCCACGAUUUUUCAUUAUUUAUCGCACAGUUUUCUUGAAAGUCAGGGGUCGAACCAGUGAAAGUAUUUAAAAAUACGGACUUUACGGACCAAAAAUGAAAAAUCACGGACCAAUUACUGACAAAAAUAU